Messenger RNA from Stylophora pistillata, 2233 nucleotides. Its product is annotated as adipolin. Lineage: Eukaryota; Metazoa; Cnidaria; Anthozoa; Scleractinia; Pocilloporidae. Gene Ontology annotation, molecular function: hormone activity. The record is from RefSeq and is a predicted model, not a curated record.
UUUUGCAUCGCGUUUGUGAAGAGCUCUCUGCGGAAACAUGUUGAAUCUUAAAUCUCCAGGCGCUGUUCACUAUGCGGUCAUUGUUAUGGCGACUUUUCUGUUUAGUAUCCCAUUCGAGAUCGUUUCACCAACUGCGAGUUCGCCAAGACCCUCGAUAGCACAAACCUCUACGAAUAGUGGUGGGAAAACCAAAGGGGUAUCUGCCAGCCUCAGGAAUUCAAACUUGCAGACAGCAUCUGAUAAUGGCUCGGAUCCAGUCAAUCCGGCACAGAGUUGGAACUACUUCAAAAAACGUGGCAAAGGAAACAAAGGAAAGAAAGACAAGAAUGCCAAGGACAAUACCAAGAUUGUUUGUGACCCAGGUCCCCCUGGACCUCCAGGCCCACCCGGUCCAACUGGGCCGCCAGGAGCCCAAGUGACAGAGGCCACGAUGAUGGCGGAGUUUAGGAACAUGGUGCAAGAAAGCGCAAAUCGACGAUCAAGGCGAAUUGCAGACCAGAAUAUCAGUCUGAUGGCAGCGGGUAUUCCAGAUCUAUUGUCUGCUCACCAUAUUGUCCUCAGAUACGCAAUUACCGUUCCAAAGAAGACACACCAGGAGGUGCAAAACUUCAAACUGCCAGGUGAUCAAGCUGGCACUUUCGUGCGCGGAAGCGAUAUCAACGUGCGUUCUGGUCGAUACGUCAUACGGUAUACAGGUGUAUACCACCUUACGGCCACACUCCUAAUCUCUCGCGACAGGGACACAAAUUUGCGCCCAAGAGACUUCAUCAAAAUCAGCAUAUGUAUUAACUCACUUUGCGAAUUGAACACAGCUUUGACAACAAUAGCAGGAAUGGAAAGCAACAGUCUGAAGUUUUCAGUCACAGUUACUGGAAUGCUUAUGCUCAAGGCUGGAAAUUACGUAUCAGUUUACGUCGAGAACAACACUAACAAGCCACUUAACAUUAUGGAGGAGUCCUCUUUUUCCGGCCUCAUGAUUGGUCGAUAGGAUGAUGUCAAAGGAGGGCGUUACAAUGGUUAAGAUAAACACAAAAUUUAGCUUGACUUAAUUUACGCUCCUCAUGCAUCAGUUUUGAAGGUUGCUUUAAUAUCUAGACAUCAAUUGUAGAGUAAUCAUAUAGUUCUGGCUAGGAACUACAGGUUUUCCUUUACAUAAACUGUGAACAAAGUGUAGAGCAAUUGUCUGGGGUAAUUUUGAAACAUUUCAGUGCUCAUAUAACGUUGUAGAUAUACAGAGUUUAACCAGAGAAUAGGUGCGUAAAUAUGCUAGCAAAGAAUGCUAUCACCUGGUCUAAAAUGUUCCAUGUAUAUUUGGUGUUUUUCUAAUAAGAUAUGGAAUUUUGUUUGGUUGCAGUCGCGUGUAUCUAACUACGCCACAAAACAGUUAAGGACUUAAAGUAUACCGUUGUGAAGCCUGAGUAAAAGUUCCACUGAAACAUGCAGUGAAGCCUCGCUAAAUCGAACUCAGUUCACAUAAAAUUAAAGCUUUGAAAAUUAUCUUCCUUUGAAGAGAAUUUCCAUCAUUUACAACUCCCUGGAAUCUGAAAUGUCUUCCGUCUCCGUUAGCAACUCUAGAAAACAGGGCUAACAAUACUUCCAUGGGUUCUACAUUGCAGGUCUUUGAGCCAAAUUCUAGUGUAAAUAGUUUUAACCUCCAAAGUCCCAGUAACUUAACAGGCCCGAAGCCAUAUUUUAGAAUCAAAAUUUAAAGAAUAGAGAAGCAGGUUCUGGCUCCUUACUAAUUCAUUUUGUUUCUUUGGCUGAUAGUUUUAUUGCAUACUUUCAAAACUUUUGAAACUCCCAUCUUGAAUGAAAACAAAACAGCUUUACUGGCCCGUUAAGUUACCGGGACCUUUGGGAAACGGUUCCCUGGCUGAGUGCCGUUUCUGGAACCAAAAGAUGCGGUUCCCUUUUAUUUUCUUUACUGAUACCAUGUUUACUUAGAAAGGCACCAGAAUUAUGCAUUAUCAAAAUUUAAUUAUGGUAAAUGAUCAAAAUGAAUUGUUUAUAUCUUGCCAGUGGAAAAAGUCUAACAUAAAAAUAUUGAAAUUAAUAAAACCGACUAUGGUAAUAUUUUUUUUAGUCAUAAAAUGUUGGAGUACAGAUUUGCAUCAAAUCCUAUAACAGUAGACUUAUAAACAGUAAACAGUUGUACGUAAUAAAGGAUUGAAAUAAUCACAAUUUCAACUAUUGUCAUAAUUGCAAUAAAGACAGUUAUUACUACUUAUAUUUA